Nerophis ophidion (straightnose pipefish) is the source of this 1012-nucleotide messenger RNA. RefSeq names its product triple QxxK/R motif containing (gene triqk). The record is from RefSeq and is a predicted model, not a curated record. Bases 182 to 430 code for a protein of 82 amino acids. The transcript has 4 exons. Lineage: Eukaryota; Metazoa; Chordata; Actinopteri; Syngnathiformes; Syngnathidae. Gene Ontology annotation, cellular component: endoplasmic reticulum membrane.
AACCCGGAAGUAGGUGUAAACAACUGCCUCGCUGGCGUGGAGGGAAAGAAGAGCAAAGUACAAUAAAAACAUUUCAAAAGAAAAAAAAAAAUCGCAAGCUUUUGCCGCUGUUUGCCACAUCUACUUUCUUUAAAACCACAACAAACGCGAACGGGGCCUCCUCGCAGCCGGAGGAAGCAGAAUGGGCAGGAAGGAUGCCAGCGCCACCAAACUACCAGUUGAUCAGUACAGGAAGCAAAUUGGUAAGCAGGACUACAAGAAAACCAAGUCAGUCUUAAAGGCCACGCGGCUCAAAGCUGAAGCCAAGAAGACCUCGUCUGUAUUCAGGGACGGCUUCCUGGUCCUCGUGGCGAUCGCGUUCUUUGUCGUCUGCUUCUACGCCUUUUUCUACCUCAACCUGAGCAACGAGAUUAACAUGGAUAUGGACUGACACUGUACGUACUGUACAUUGUUCUUUCUUCAAUCAUGCACAUCUUUUCUAUUUUCCUGACAACCAGCGUCCUCUCCAGUGGAAAUUUGCUUUUUGCUUUUUUUUUUUUUAAAUAUUACGUUUGUCAUACGAAAACCAUGAAUUUAUGCCUCAAUAGGCCUGGGCAGUAUGGAUGAAAUCGAAAUCAUGAUAUCUGUUUUGUAUCGGUCUGUAUCGAUAAUUGUUGGUAUUUUUUAUGACCUAUGUAUGAUACGGACCAGGAGAAAAAUGUAUACAAGUCAUCAUAAACAAGUUGUCAACAUUAUUGGGUAGUUGACUUAAAGGGGUAGUCGACCUAAAUGGUGUGUAGACACGUAAACAAGUUGUCGACAUAAACAUGUUGUUAUGAACAAGCGGCGACAAACAGGUUGUCGACAUAAACAUGUUGUCAUAAACAAGUCAUAGACAAACAGGUUGUCGACGUAAACAAGUUGUCGACAUAAAUGGUUUAACAUAAGCAAGUUGUCAACGUAACCAUGUUUAUGUAUAGCCUUAUGUAUGUAUGUGUGUGUGUGUGUACAUAUGUGUGUGUGUAUAUAUAUA